CCCUUUGUCCUUGUAAAUGACAGGUAAUGAGGUCAGUGUUGGAGCAGAUCCAAAUUCGUUAGAUACUGUCAUCGCCGUGGCAGAGAAAUAUAGGAGAACCGCUGAGCUUAAUCCGAGCCGCCGGGUGUCCACAGUUCGCAAAGCCGACCGCGUAUAACCAAUUAUCGUCCUCGAGGGAGUCCGCGAAAAUGGAGGGUUGAGACUUUGAUUGUAUAUAUAACGUAUUUUUGCGGACCGAGAUGUUAUCAGAGUCGGAACCUUCUUCACUACACCGUUCUUUCUUGUUCUUCGUCUGCCUCUUCUUUGUUUCUACCAUUGCAAGAGCUUAUGGGAAAUCGAAUUCUUUUGCACCACCAUCGUCAUCAUCUUCGCCUCUGCGUUUCGGCAGGAACGGAGAGUUUAAGAUCCUACAAGUUGCCGACAUGCACUACGCCAAUGGGAAGGCCACCCCGUGCGUGGACGUACUUCCCAAUCAGUUCUCCGGUUGUUCCGACCUCAACACCACCGCCUUCAUCGAGCGCAUGAUCCGAGCCGAGAACCCCGAUUUAAUCGUCUUCACUGGGGACAACAUCUACGCUGCCGACGCGACGGAUGCAGCAAAAUCUUUGGAAGCCGCUUUUGCCCCCGCCAUCUCGUCCAAAAUCCCAUGGGCAGCUGUGCUGGGGAACCACGACCAGGAAUCCUCGCUGUCAAGGGAAGGGGUGAUGAAACACAUUGUUGGCAUGAAGGGCACCUUAUCCCGACUCAACCCUCCUGCGCACACCAUCGAUGGUUUUGGGAAUUACAACCUCGAGGUUUUUGGUGUUGAGGGUUCCACCAUGCAGAAUAAGUCCGUCCUCAAUCUCUACUUUCUAGACAGUGGAGACUACUCCACGGUUCACUCAAUCCCUGGCUAUGGGUGGAUCAAACUUUCUCAACAGCUUUGGUUCCAGCGAACUUCUUCUCGGCUCCAGAAAACAUAUAUGAGCAAACCAGAGGCCCAGAAAACACCCGCACCAGGGCUUGCAUUCUUCCACAUUCCAUUGCCAGAAUAUGCAAGUUUUGAUUCAACCAACUUCACAGGUGUGAAACAGGAAGGAAUUAGCUCAGCUUCACUAAACUCAGGAUUUUUUGCAACCAUGGUAGAAUCAGGGGAUGUGAAGGCGGUAUUCACAGGCCAUGAUCAUGUCAAUGAUUUCUGUGGAGAGCUAAUAGGUAUACAACUUUGUUAUGGUGGAGGAUUUGGAUACCAUGCAUAUGGGAAGGCUGGCUGGGCAAGAAGAGCAAGGAUGGUUUUAGCAACUCUGGAAAAAACAGAUGAUGGGGGCUGGGGAGGGGUGAAGUCUAUCAGAACAUUGAAGCGACUUGAUGACCAACACCUUAGCACUAUAGAUGCUCAGAUCCUCUGGAGUAAUAGAUCUCCUGGAGCACCAACUUGGACCGAGCAAAUCUUGUUUGAGAGCCCCAACCGAGAAUUGGGCCUGAAUUGGGAUUUUGGUCUGGAAGGCGUAGAAAAAGAAGUCCCAAUGGCGUUUGAAUGGCAGGCCUAGGCAAAGUAUUAAUAUCAUCGUUAUAGUCAUACGAAUAACUGACAACCUGGUUACGGUGAAAAGGGUUGUAUGAGAUACUACUGAAGUUGGUUCUGUUUGUACCUUGCAUGCCACUAUGUUGGUUGUAGUGUGUGUAAUGAAUGAAUAUUUGUUUAUGCAUUGAAGGUGGUUUACCAGGAAUCAAUUAAAUAUCUAUUUCAGAAGCCAAGGACACAUGAACAUGGUGUGGGAAUUCUAUAUGCACCAUGUGUUACCAUGCUGGAAGAUCGUGCUAGAACUGUGUUUUUUAUGAUACAAAGCAAAAUCUCUUUAGCUGGAUAUAGAAGUCUCAGGACUUUUAGCAUGACAAUAGAAUCUUUCUUUUUUAUUUCUGUAAACAGCCCUUUAUAAUUUCUUCUCUUGAACCAUAUGGUGAUAUGACAUAGAAAUCCAUGAUUUUGCCCA
Messenger RNA from Macadamia integrifolia, 1973 nucleotides. RefSeq names its product probable inactive purple acid phosphatase 29. Lineage: Eukaryota; Viridiplantae; Streptophyta; Magnoliopsida; Proteales; Proteaceae. Gene Ontology annotation, molecular function: hydrolase activity, acting on ester bonds. Gene Ontology annotation, cellular component: cytoplasm. The transcript has 5 exons. Bases 240 to 1529 code for a protein of 429 amino acids. The record is from RefSeq and is a predicted model, not a curated record.